AUGGUGGCUGUACUGAAAAAGGAAAUAAAGGGAACGCAGUCGAACAAAUCCGCGGAAUCCGACGCAUCGAGUCAAGGGGGAAAGGAGUCCCAAGUCCCGGCAGGCCAAUACUUCUGGCACAACCCUUCAAAUCGGGAACUUCUGAGGAAACUACGUGACAGGACCGUCAAUAAACGUCCCGUGCAACAUGAAAUUGAAGGUGAGAAUCUCGGUCAAGACUCUAACAUCUACGUCAUUCGCACGACCAAGCACAAAAAGAUCUCUUACGAUAAGUUUAUCAGAGAGAAGGAGCGUCGUAAGAAACAAUAG
Molecule: messenger RNA, 309 nt
Organism: Babesia ovata
Lineage: Eukaryota; Apicomplexa; Aconoidasida; Piroplasmida; Babesiidae
Exons: 1
Coding region: 1-309 (102 amino acids)
Source: RefSeq, a predicted model, not a curated record